Molecule: messenger RNA, 2114 nt
Organism: Solanum dulcamara
Lineage: Eukaryota; Viridiplantae; Streptophyta; Magnoliopsida; Solanales; Solanaceae
Product: protein NRT1/ PTR FAMILY 6.3-like
Exons: 5
Coding region: 90-1862 (590 amino acids)
Biological process (GO): oligopeptide transport; transmembrane transport; response to nitrate
Cellular component (GO): membrane
Molecular function (GO): nitrate transmembrane transporter activity
Source: RefSeq, a predicted model, not a curated record
GUCUUGGAUACCUUUCUAUCUAUCUCUUAAUAUCUCCAACUUCUUUAAACCUUUCUUCCUAAACCAACAAAAAAAAAUAGCUAAAAAAAAUGGCACUUCCUCAGACACAACAUGACACAAAAACUCUCCCAGAUGCUUGGGAUUACAAAGGCCGACCAGCUCUUCGAUCCUCGUCCGGUGGUUGGUCUAGCGCCGCCAUGAUUCUAGGGAUUGAGGCAGUGGAGAGGCUAACGACUUUAGGUAUAGCUGUAAACUUGGUGACAUAUUUGACUGGAACAAUGCAUUUAGGAAAUGCAAACUCAGCCAACAACGUUACAAAUUUUCUUGGAACUUCAUUUAUGUUAACUUUGCUUGGUGGUUUUGUAGCCGACACUUUUCUUGGACGGUACCUUACAAUUGGUAUCUUUACUACUAUUCAAGCCAUGGGUGUUACCAUCUUAACCAUCUCCACCAUAAUCCCAAGCCUCCGACCACCAAAGUGUGAAGCAGGUAGUUCAACAUGCAUCCCCGCAAGUGGCAAACAGCUCAUGGUCCUAUACGCCGCUCUAUACAUGACGGCGCUAGGGACCGGGGGCCUAAAAUCCAGUGUGUCCGGGUUCGGGUCGGACCAAUUCGACGAAACGGACAUAAAAGAAAGAGGACAAAUGAUAAAAUUCUUCAAUUGGUUUUUUUUCUUCAUCAACGUGGGAUCACUAGGUGCAGUGACAAUAUUAGUGUACAUUCAAGAUAAUUUGGGAAGAGAAUGGGGUUAUGGAAUUUGUGCUUGUGCUAUUGUUAUUGGUUUGGUGAUUUUCUUAUCGGGUACUAGAAAAUAUCGAUUCAAAAAACUUGUGGGGAGUCCAUUGACACAAAUUGCUUCAGUUUUUGUGGCUGCUUUGAGGAAAAGACAUUUGGAAUUGCCUUCUGAUCCUUCAGACCUUUUCAAUAUUGAUGAUAUUCCUGGUGAUGGAAAUAAAAAAGCUAAACAAAGAUUGCCACAUAGCAAAGAGUACCGUUUCUUGGACAAGGCUGCUAUUAAGGUAAAUGACCCUGAAUCUGCUGGAUUUACCGCGGUAAAUAAAUGGAGUUUAUCUACUUUAACUGACGUUGAAGAGGUAAAAUUGGUAGUCCGAAUGUUACCAACAUGGGCCACGACGAUUAUGUUCUGGACUGUCUAUGCCCAAAUGACAACAUUUUCCGUGUCACAAGCUACAACCAUGGACCGUCACAUCGGAAAAUUCGAAAUCCCUCCUGCCUCCUUGACGCUCUUUUUCGUCGGAAGCAUCCUCUUAACUUGCGUAUUCUACGAUCGAGUUGUCGUGCCAAUUGCUAAACGUGUCCUCAACAACCCCCAAGGACUAAGCCCACUGCAACGUAUUACAGUAGGCUUAGUCCUUUCGAUUAUAGCUAUGAUUGCGGCCGCCUUAACCGAAGUGAAGAGAUUGAACGUAGCACGUUUGCACGGAUUGACCAAUAAUGGUAAUGCCAUAUUACCUUUGAGUGUUUUUUGGCUAGUGCCGCAAUUUUUGCUAGUAGGGGCAGGUGAAGCAUUUACAUACAUUGGACAACUUGAUUUCUUCUUGAGGGAAUGUCCAAAAGGGAUGAAGACAAUGAGUACGGGGUUGUUUUUGAGUACACUUUCACUAGGAUUUUUCUUUAGUUCAAUUUUAGUGACAAUUGUGCACAAAGUGACGGGGAACAAACCAUGGCUAGCUGAUAAUUUGAACCAAGGAAAACUCUAUGAUUUCUAUUGGCUAUUGGCAAUAUUGAGUGUGUUGAACUUGAUGAUUUUCUUGUUUUUCUCAAGACGGUACGUCUACAAGGAGAAGAGGCUUGCUGAGGUUGGGAUUGAAAUGGAGGAUUCAGGACCAGCUUCUCACUAAGAUCUUCAUAAAAGUAAAUUAGUUUUUUUUUUAACCUUUUUGUUUUUUUGCUUCUUUAACUUUAUUGGAAGGGUUACGUGUCUAUGGUAACCUAGUAAUAUAUGUACAAAGAAUGGGAAAGAGCCAAGUUAAUUAAAAGACAGAAAAGUUGUAGCUCAUUCCAAUCUUCUUUUCUCCCAUGCAUGUAUCUGUACAACAACCAAAAUAAUAUAAAUCAAAUGCAAGAGCAAGAGCAACUUCACAAAGAAAGUA